Messenger RNA from Ostreococcus lucimarinus CCE9901, 537 nucleotides. RefSeq lists its product with no specific name. Gene Ontology annotation, biological process: protein folding; protein peptidyl-prolyl isomerization. Gene Ontology annotation, molecular function: peptidyl-prolyl cis-trans isomerase activity. Gene Ontology annotation, cellular component: catalytic step 2 spliceosome. Lineage: Eukaryota; Viridiplantae; Chlorophyta; Mamiellophyceae; Mamiellales; Bathycoccaceae. The transcript has a single exon. Bases 1 to 537 code for a protein of 178 amino acids. The record is from RefSeq and is a predicted model, not a curated record.
AUGCCGGCGGUGGACGACCCGAAGUGGCGCGACGACGAGCGCAAGGGCGCGCCGGUCGUCACGCUGCACACGACGCACGGGGACGUGACGGUGGAGCUGUACUAUAAACACGCGCCGCGGACGUGCGAAAACUUUUUCGAGCUCGCGAAGCGCGGGUACUACGACGGGACGAUCUUCCAUCGCGUGAUCGCGGAGUUCGUGAUCCAGGGGGGGGAUCCGACGGGGACGGGGCGGGGGGGGGAGAGCGCGUUCGGCGGGACGUUCGAGGACGAGAUAAGCCGAGGGCUGAGGCACGUGGGGGCGGGGAUUUUGGUGAUGGCGAAUAGCGGGCCGAACACGAAUAAGAGUCAGUUUUUUAUCACGCUCGCGGCGACGCCGUGGUUGGACGGGAAGCACGCGAUAUUCGGUAGGGUUGAAAGCGGGAUGCACGCCGUGCGCGCGAUCGGGGCGGUGAAAGUUGAUAAGAAUGAUCGACCGACGAAGGAGGUGAAGAUUGUCGGCGUCACGUGCGACGAUCGAGGAUUCAAGUGGUACUGA